AGCAAGACUCCCAAAGAAAACAUCCCAGCCAGUCUUACAGAGGACUGUUGUUUUCCCGGACCUACAGCCUCUUUAGAUGAGGAAGCAGUGAACAAACAUUCCAUUGACGAAUGUUUUAGUCUCCUAGGGCCCUUCUUUGACCAGCUGCUUCCCACUCAGGCUGAAGACCCCAGGGAGGAGGAGCAUGGAGAGGCUGGGUACCUGAACAUGGAAAACAGUUCCUUCCUGGAGUAUAUGGAUGAGCUGUGCAGAGACGAGGAGUUUGUCAGUAAGGUGGAGUCCACGGUGAAUAUCGAAGCCCUCAUGCCUCUCCUCUCUGCCAGUCAGGACCUUUUUGAAGAACAAGAGCAAGAGAUGAUCCUGCAGGAGGAGCUGCCUCCAUGUCCUGCAAACAGCGAUCAUUUCUACGGAGAAACACCUUCGGUAUCUUCACAGUCACUCUCUUUGGAUGCUCCAGGCUCCCUCUUUGCAAGUAGCCCCAAUAGAAACGGACAAAAUUCAUCCCAGAAUGAAGUUGGGAUCAGCUGCUCCCGCCUCCUGCUUUCAAACCUUUUAGAAGAACCGCCUUCACCCAAAACUUUCGAACAGGAGGUUCAGGCGAGCGAGGAGAACCAGACCAAACCCAAGACCAACAUUCUCGAAGCGCUUGCUGCGGUCCUUAAAAGAACACGUGGAACAGAGAAAGACAAGGAGAAGAAAAAACUGCAGAAAAAACAAAGAACCCAGUCAUUUAAGAGAAAGCGGAGCCGGGAAACAAAACUAAUGAGCACUGCAGAGCAGUUUCUGGAGCCGACAAAGAAGAAACAGCUCAAGAGUCCCAAUGUUGAAGGGAUUUUUCGCAACACAAUGCCCCAAGUUUAAAAAUCAUCCGCGUCAAACAACCAAGCCGGCGGGAAGAGGGGACGCUCGGGAGAAAACGCAGGGACGGCAAUGGAGCAACUGGAGUAGAGUCCCACACAAAAAGCAGGAAAGCCAAAAGAAGCUAGGAGCAACAGUUUGAAAGAAAAAUAAAUGAGUAAGAGAAAAA
Messenger RNA from Haplochromis burtoni (Burton's mouthbrooder), 1027 nucleotides. RefSeq lists its product as uncharacterized. Bases 208 to 861 code for a protein of 217 amino acids. Lineage: Eukaryota; Metazoa; Chordata; Actinopteri; Cichliformes; Cichlidae. The transcript has 4 exons. The record is from RefSeq and is a predicted model, not a curated record.